Messenger RNA from Suillus bovinus, 1008 nucleotides. Its product is annotated as WD40-repeat-containing domain protein. The coding region runs from base 1 to 1008 and encodes 335 amino acids. Gene Ontology annotation, molecular function: protein binding. The transcript has a single exon. The record is from RefSeq and is a predicted model, not a curated record. Lineage: Eukaryota; Fungi; Basidiomycota; Agaricomycetes; Boletales; Suillaceae.
AUGCCUCAUCUCGAACUGACGUUCAAGGGUCACGAAGAACGUGUACUUGACGUGGCUUUCAUCGUCGGUACCCGUCUCCUCGUCACUGGCUCGGACGACAAGAGUCUUCGGUUGUGGGAUCUGGAUACGGGAAAACAAGUGGGAGAGCCCUUGUUGGGCCACGAUGCCCCAGUCUGGAGAGUCGCAGCGUCCCCUGAUGGACGUUGGAUUGUGAGUGGAGGAGAGAAUCGAAGCAUCUUGGUCUGGGAAGUUGCGACAAACAAGAAAGAGUUUAAAAGAGUGCCUGUUUCGUUCAAGGGCCACGGGAAUGGUGUUUCGAGCAUUGUAUUUGCAAUGGACAGCCAGACAUUUGCAAGUACAUCAUGGGACAAGACAGUAUGCGUGUGGAAGAGGGAGACGGGAAAAAUAGUGAUCGGUCCACUCGAUGUGGGCAGUUUUGCAAACUCGGUGUCAUACUCCCCCGAUGGGACAAAACUGGCAGCAGGCACCGAUAAACACAUCAUCAUAUGGAAUUCAGCAACUGGAAAAGAGUUGCUGAAAAUAGAACAGCGGGCGUACAAAAUCGCAUUCACUCCAGAUGGUCUCCGUCUCGUUAGUGGAGACUCCAAUGACAUCUGCACCGGAGACAUCAUCAAACAGUUCGACGCACACACCGAACCCAUUUACUCACUAGCCAUUGCUCCCAAUGGCACCAAAUUAGCCAGCACGUCAUCUGACAACACGACACGCUUCUUUGACCUGACCACAUUCGAACCCAUCGGCGAGCCACUCGAACACCCUCACGAAGUCAAUGAUGUGGCAUUUUCUGAGGACAGUCAACUCAUCGCAACUGGCUGUGACGACAAUCUCGUUCGCACAUGGAAAGUUCCUCUAAGCGAAUCAGAGAAGGAGCUUCAACAGGUGAGCAAAUCCUCUCGUCUUGUCAUACUUCACGCUGACCUGUCAUAUAGUCCACCGAGAAAAUUCUCAAGGUAUGCUUUCGCCUCCGUUGUUUUGUACAAUCCCUGA